GCCCCACCACUGCGGCUGCGUGAGCGCCGUUCCGGAAACGGAAACGCGCAGAGGUCGGGGUUGGCUUUCAAUAUGGCGACCCUUAGAACUGUGGUCUCUGGCUGUGGGUGGCUUUUCCGAGGGUUCCUGGCGUGCCCAGGCGCAACCACGUGGACUCGAUUACCAGCUCGUGGGUUCAGAGAAGUGGUGGAGAUCCAAGAAGGGAAGACGACUAUAAUUGAAGGUCGUAUGACAGAGACUCCCAAGGAGAGUCCAAAUCCUCCUAACCCCUCUGGCCAAUGUCCUAUCUGCCGUUGGAACCUGAAGCACAAGUACAACUAUGAGGAUGUUUUGCUGCUUAGUCAGUUCAUCCGGCCUCACGGAGGCAUGCUACCCCGAAAGAUCACAGGCCUAUGCCAGGAAGAGCACCGAAAAAUUGAGGAGUGUGUGAAGAUGGCCCACCGUGCAGGUCUGCUCCCAAAUCAUAGGCCUCGGCUUCCUGAAGGAUUUGUUCCAAAGAGCAAACCCCAACUCAACCGGUACCUGACUCGCUGGUCUCCCCGUUCCGUCAAGCCCAUCUAUAAAAAAGGUCACCGCUGGAACAAGGUGCGCAUGGCUGUGGGGUCACCCCUACUGAAGGACAACAUCUCCUACUCAAGAAUGCCUUUGAAGUGGUAUCAUUGACUGAGAGCAGGGCUUCCAGAAAACCUGGCUGGAGCACCUCCCACACUUCCUCUGUGGAAUAGGAGGCUCACUCAUGAGCCUUUACCCACAACCACACUCUUGCCCUCUCCCACCAAGAUGGCUUGGGUCCUCCAGUGCGAAUGGGCAAGGGAAAAGGGACAGUGGGACUAACUUCAGUACCAUCAUCCUGCCCAGGAACACCACUGGGAGGAUAGGCAAGGGCAGUUGGGUCCCUUGGCAGCUGCUGUGGGUUUGAGCUAAGCUCUGCUCAGGGACAGGAGUUUUGCCCAAAGGAAUGUAUGUCAUAAACAUGGUUCAUGGGCUUA
Molecule: messenger RNA, 989 nt
Organism: Otolemur garnettii (small-eared galago)
Lineage: Eukaryota; Metazoa; Chordata; Mammalia; Primates; Galagidae
Gene: MRPS18A
Product: mitochondrial ribosomal protein S18A
Exons: 6
Coding region: 73-663 (196 amino acids)
Biological process (GO): mitochondrial translation
Cellular component (GO): mitochondrial small ribosomal subunit; ribosome
Molecular function (GO): structural constituent of ribosome; small ribosomal subunit rRNA binding
Source: RefSeq, a predicted model, not a curated record